UGUGAGACGUGAGUUCCUGGACGCCAGCACCGCGCCGCGGCACCGAGAGCCAUGGGGAAAUGGAGGCUCUGCUGGCUGCUGCUCUGUGCUUCGGCUUUGGAGGAGGUGGCGCUUGACACAGAGGCUGAGUCGGUGCAGGAAGCCGAAACCGAGUGCAGCGUGUGCCCGGUGCGCUUGCUGGACGUGGUCAGCAAGGAGGGUGAGGAGGACGGUGCCGGGCUGCGGCUGAGCGGCGCGGGCCUGGAGUAUUUGGAGAAGCAGCGGUCCCCCCUCUUCCUCGUGCCCGCCUUGGGUGUGUACCGCGGCGGCAAGUCUUUGCUGCUGAACCGGCUUAUGGGGCGCAAGGCGCCUUACGCCGCCGGCUUCGGGGUGGGCCAUGGCCAAGAGACCUUCACCAGGGGUAUCCAGAUCUGCGCCGAAGCCCUGCCAGAGCGUCAGGGCACCGUGGUGUGGAUGGACACGGAGGGCUUGUUCUCCUCAGAGGACGCCCGCAGCGCCGGGGCCGGGGCCAAGAUCUUCAGCUUGGCGCUGCUCUUCUCCUCCGUGGUCCUCUUGAACAACCUCAAGGUGCUGAACCAGCAGUUCUUCGUUUUCUUCGAGGAGCAGCAGCAGGUGGCCCGGGUCUUGCGGGAAGGCCUCCGCGCAGAGGGCAUGCCCAGUGACCUUUUGCUGCCUGAGAACCUGUCCAUCGUCUGGGUUCUGCAGCAACCCAUCAACUUCGCCGGCACGCCAGAGGCAGGCCAAGCACAGCUGGACUCCUUCUUGACGAUCCAGGACAAGGCCCGCGAGCGGGUGCGCGAAUCCUUCCGGCACCUGAUCCACGAGGUGCCUUCUGCCACCCACGAUGCCCGGCAGUGGCCUAAGCUGGAUCAGCUGGCUGACGAGGAGCUGCUGCCGGAGUACUUGCAGGCCACCUCGGGGCUGCGAGAGCUGCUGUCCAAUGAGCUGCAACAUGCUCGGCCGAUGCAGGCGGCCAGCAUCGCGGCGCAUCUGCGGAUGUAUGUGGACCUGGUGCAGAGCGACCACUUCAGCAUCUCCUUGGCCCGAGAGGCCUUCGAGGACAGCCACGCAGCGCAGCUCUGCGAAGCCUUCGGGGCGGCGGCACAGGACUUGGCGGGGGAGAUGCCCUGCGGGAACCUCUCCAGCGCGCUGGAUGCCGCGGAGCUGGCGAUCCAAGAGCGCCAGGAGGCGGUGAUGAAGGACUUCCACCUGGACCAGGCCUUCCUCAGCCGGCUGAAGCAGUGCUUCCAGCGGAAGCGCCAGGAGCUUGAGCUCAUCAACCAGGAGCUGGUCCUCGCAGAGUGGGAGAAGGAGGUGCAGCAGGCCG
Molecule: messenger RNA, 1327 nt
Organism: Effrenium voratum
Lineage: Eukaryota; Dinophyceae; Suessiales; Symbiodiniaceae
Source: the annotation of a GenBank genome assembly